Gekko japonicus is the source of this 513-nucleotide messenger RNA. Its product is annotated as ras-related protein Rab-10-like. Gene Ontology annotation, molecular function: GTPase activity; GTP binding. The record is from RefSeq and is a predicted model, not a curated record. The coding region runs from base 1 to 513 and encodes 170 amino acids. NCBI's taxonomy places the organism in Eukaryota, Metazoa, Chordata, Lepidosauria, Squamata, Gekkonidae. The transcript is spliced from 6 exons. Gene Ontology annotation, cellular component: recycling endosome; insulin-responsive compartment; Golgi apparatus. Gene Ontology annotation, biological process: cellular response to insulin stimulus.
AUGACCCCUGGGAACAGGAUACAGAAGGAGCUGGAGGUCUGCAGCAUUGAUUUCAGAGUAAAAACAAUUUCAUUAAAUGAUACAACACUGAAACUUCAAAUAUGGGACACUGCUGGCCAAGAACGAUUCCGUACAAUGACUACUAGUUAUUUCCGUGGAGCACAUGGAUUUGUUCUUGUCUAUGAUAUCACAAAUACAGAAAGUUUUCAAGGGAUUGCAAAUUGGAUGAAAGCUAUAUAUGAGAAAGUAGAUGAAAAUGUAGAGGUGAUACUAUUGGGUAACAAGUGUGAUAAAGAGGCAGAACGUGCAGUUCCAAAACACAGAGGGGAAAAGCUGGCGUGGGAGUAUGGAAUUCCCUUUUUUGAAACCAGUGCUAAGAACAAUAUAAACAUUGAACAUGCCUUUUCAGUACUAGCUCAAGAAAUAUUGGACAAGAGCUCCUGCAUACCACUCAGCUCAGAUGUGGUAGACCUCAGUGGAAAUGCACAAAAAAGAACUUGCUGCAAAUUAUGA